AUGGUAUCGGUCGUUGCGAGGAAGGCAGCUUGGUUUGGCCGUGUUCUGUCGAAAGAUGCAACUGUUCCGGGACCAUCAACUAGCUGGGGGUCGAUUUCCUUCAGCUCCAGACGAGCUAUUUCAUUAUCAAACACUUAUCGACAUGCUGGUUAUUAUGCUUUAUUUCCUGUUGUGCCAAAUGCUACGCCGGAGAAUAACAGAUUUGUGGCCAAUAUUUGCAACACAGAAGACUGGCCAGCUAUUUGUGCACCUCCCAAAGAAAUGUAUGAAGGGACAGUUCGGAUGCUGUUAGAGUAUGGAGCCACAAUGCAUGAACAUAUGAAAUUAUUAGAAGGAAUAAAACCGGAAGAUCUAACUUUUGAAAAUGUUAUUGAACCGUUUCUAACCGAGGAAGAACAAGUCUUAUAUGCUUUUCACACAUUGUGGACUAGAAUGCUUACAGACUGGCCAAGUUCUCGUGAAUUACAUGCUGAUUUUAUGAAAAUUCAUGAAUUAGCCAUAAAUGAAGUUUCUGCGAAAUGGAAGUACGAUAUUUUUUUUAAAGCCGUUAAGACACUCUGUGUGAGAAGUGAAAGUACUGACAGUUGGAAGCGAAGACUUGCCGAUUUCUAUUAUCUACAAAUGAAGUCAAUAGCCAUGGGUGAAACUUCGAAAAAACAUGAGCAAUUUGUAGGACACGACAGUUUUGUUGAACAUUAUAUACUUAGAUAUAGAACAGUAUUACAAAAUUCAGAAGAUAUGGAGGAUAUUCAAGUUACAGAUCGAGCAGUGUUUAAUGAUGCACCUCCAGAAGUGUUGAAGAGACUUGCAGUAAACAGAACGAAAUAUGAAGAGGGACCAUGGCUUGUUACUGCAACAGCAAAAUCCAUAAAACCAAUAUUGACUUACUGUUCUGACAAAGCUGUUCGCGCAACUGUUUGGGAUAAAUGGAUUUCUCGUGCUUCAAAACCGCAUAAUUUAGCACGUGUUACGAGUAAUGCAAGGACAAUUGAAACGAUAAGGAGACAUCAGGGAAAGAAAGCUGCAUUGCUUGGAUUUACUACGUAUGCUGAAUAUCGGCUGGCUUAUAAAAUGGCGGAGUCUCCAAAAAUUGUACGAAAAUUUACAAAAGCCUUAGCAAGGAGAAUGCGACCAUUAUUCGAUGAUCGGAUGCAAGCUUGGUCUGAUUUCGCUGCAGAGAAGGAAAAAAUUUAUACACUAGCUCCAUCGGAUCUAUAUUAUAUUUGCCGUAAGGAGGCGGAAACUUUGCACGAAAUUGAUUCCUUGGAUCUCAUGUACCAUUUCCCUUUCUGGCCUACAUUUGAGAACAUGCUGGAAGUCCUUUCAUAUAUAUUCGGUGUAUUGUUUGAAGAUGUCACUAAUUGCAAUCUUGAUCGGUGUCAUCCAGAUAUUCGGAUCUUUUCCUUAACAGACUCAUCAGGACUGCAUUUGGGUCGCCUUUAUGUUGAUCCUUUUGAACGGGCGAAUAAGUGUUGUACAUGGGACGCAUUGCUCGGACGAAAUUAUUGCACUGAAAAUAGAUGGGAUAAAAUAGUUUAUCUUUUUGCUAACCUCAGCGUAUCCGGUUCUCUAGACUCAUCCGCACUUCUGCAUUAUGAAGAAUUACAGAAUCUUCUUUUCUAUACAGGUCGUGCAAUGCAACUUUUGCUCUCUCAAUCACCAUACAGAGAUCUGGUAGUGCCAUGGAAAAUUUUCCACGCUCAUGAUAUGGAUGCUGCGGAUCUGCUGCCAACUAUUGUGCAAUUUUUUAUUUUUAAGCCUGUGUUAUUAGCUGCAUUAUCCUGCAAACAUUUGAAAACUCAUGAAGCAUUAUCGGAAACCAAAGCCAAUAGUAUUGCACUGGGUUUAUCACGCUCUACAUUUUACGAAACUUAUCGUGCAUUAUUUUGGACAGACUUUGACCUCACGCUGUUCGAUAUGAAAGAUACUGAUCAAACUACAUGGCAAGAAAUAUAUCACCAAAAAUUGACGGAAUAUUUUGCAUUCAAAAAUAUAAAAGGAGAUAUGCAACCGUGUUCUUUUGCUCCAAUUUUUGGUAAAAGUAUGUCGAUGGCUAUGUAUUACAAUCGGCUUUGGGCAGAGAUGCUGGCUUUGGAUAUCCAUGAUACAUUCGAGAAAGAAAAUGAUGUUUGUGCAACUGGCGACCGCUUGAAAAAAGCAAUUUUGUUCGAGGGAGCGAGUCAGUCACAGAGGGAACUUUAUCGACGCUUCCAGGGACGUGAUCCCAGCCCGGAUGCGAUGUGCGACUUCUAUGAUCCUCCUCAAUACCAUACUAGUAUUGCUGCUUCUAAUGAAGACACCACCCCGUAUUUGGAUUCGGAUGUACAGAUUGACACAGAGAGACUUGAAGCGAAGUAA
This is a messenger RNA of Brugia malayi, 2358 nucleotides long. RefSeq lists its product as uncharacterized. The record is from RefSeq and is a predicted model, not a curated record. Gene Ontology annotation, biological process: peptide metabolic process; proteolysis. NCBI's taxonomy places the organism in Eukaryota, Metazoa, Nematoda, Chromadorea, Rhabditida, Onchocercidae. The transcript has 19 exons. Bases 1 to 2358 code for a protein of 785 amino acids. Gene Ontology annotation, molecular function: metalloendopeptidase activity.